Agrilus planipennis (emerald ash borer) is the source of this 895-nucleotide messenger RNA. RefSeq lists its product as uncharacterized. The transcript has 6 exons. The coding region runs from base 236 to 757 and encodes 173 amino acids. NCBI's taxonomy places the organism in Eukaryota, Metazoa, Arthropoda, Insecta, Coleoptera, Buprestidae. The record is from RefSeq and is a predicted model, not a curated record.
CCCAUGAAAGAGGCUCUCCGUUCCUGCCGAGUAUUCACACGAUCGGGAGACAGACGUGAACUCACAGAGGGUGGAAACUUAACAUCGACAAGCUUUUAAGAAGACAACCAGCAAGGACUCUUUACGUCAACGCGUACCUACACUGGGUUGAAUUAUGCUAGGAUCGGUUUUUGGUUCUGGAAUCUGCAUAUUCCGUGGAGGAUGCUUUGGAAGAGUUGAAUGAUCAGAAGAAGAAAUGAAGAGCGAAAUCCUAAGCUGUACACAUGACGACAUAUAUUUCUUGGAAACAAAUGACAAAACAAGGGGUGCGAACAUAACGAACAUUUUUGUUUCCAACCCUGAAAAGCAAAUAUCCAAAUGCAAAACGAAGAGGAAACUGAAAAAUAAAUUUCAUCCGACAUUAGAGUUUUUCGCCGGAACGGAGACGUCGAAAACUACAAUGCCAUCAAAAGCGUCAAGAAGCGUCGCUGUAGCGAAUAACGGAAACGACCGACGAUUAGAUAGUGAAAAUUGCAACCAUUCACUGUCGACGCGGAUGAAAUCGUCCCUGGAAGAUAUUCCUAACAAGUCGUCGCGACGGCAUAGUUUGGAGAUGUACGAAGAAGCCGCAAACAUGCUCGGAUUAAGCUGUUCUCAAACCAACAAUUGUCGGUGUAUAGAAUGCCAAUGCCAUUACUUCGACUAUAACGAAGAAAUCGAUUUCGAGGACGAAAGCGAUUAUUUGGUGGACCACGCGUCAGCCUGCACGAUCCAAUAACACCCCCAACGAUCAGCCAUAACUGAAUGGUGGAAACACUUCUAAAUAACAUUGACACUUUAUGCCUUUUAUAUUCUUCUUAUGAUGUGAAAUUUAAAUAACGUUUAACUUAUUAUAAUUAUUGUAAAUAAAGUUGUG